AUGAAAACAACUACUAAUGAACUUAAAAUAAAGAGACCGACUGAAUCAGCAGCUACCACUGAACGUACAACCUCGACAGAGAGGAUAACUGAAUCUAAAAUCUCCACAGUGCUCACAGAAGAAUCAGCAGCAACACCUGAGUCUACAAUCUCGACAAAGAAGACGACUGAAACAGCUACAAUUAAGUCUACAACAUCGACCGAAAGGGCGAUUGAACCAACAAUUACAACUGAGCCUACGACCUUGUCUACAUCUGCAAGAAAACGUGCAGCCUCAUCACAGAUAAAUCAAUCCACAGCUACUGCUGAGCCUACAAACUCGACAGAAAGGAUUACUGAAUCAAUAGAUACAACCGAACAAGAAACCUCGACAAUGAAAACAACAGAAGCAACGGCAACAGGCGUGUCAACUAAAACAUCAUUAUCCCCAACAUCGACGGAAGAAAUAACCACAAAGCCAAAAGGGGACACAACAAUGCCUUCUGCUAUAAGUGGGACACAAGCUAUUAGAUGGAUUGUCUCCUCGAUUCAGACCUCCUCCGUCUACUCUCUUAUGCCGAGCACCCUUCGCAUAGACCGCCUGACCCUUCGACCUGAUUAUCGCUUCCGUUCACCUGGCCCCCACUUGACUCGACCUACAAUCUCGACAGAGAGGAAAAUGGUUACAACAGUUACUAGCAGACCGACAAAUUCAGCAACUACAACCAAAACUGCAACUUCGACAGAGAAAGAAGCAAAAUCAACAGUCACAACUGAGUCUACCACCUCGGCAGGGAGAAUAACUGAAUCUACAGUUACAACUGAACCUACACGCUCAAUACAGAUCUCAACACAAUUAACAACCAACACUGAACCUUUAAUCUCAACAGCAGAAACUACAGAAUCACUCUCUUCAGGGAAAUAUACAUCCUUGAUAGAGAUGACAACUGGAUCAACAGCUAAGUUUGGACCUACAACUUCGACAGAAAACCCAACUAAAUUAACACCUACAAUGGAAUCUACAACAUAUACGGAGAAAACACCAAGAUCAACAGCUAGAACUAGUUAUAUAGACCUGGCUACUGUAAUUGCAACUAGAACUGAACCUGCAAGCCGUACAAAUCGAAUCAUUUCAUCAACAGUCUUGACGGAAACGACAACUAAAUCAGCAGAUACAACAAAUGAACUGUUAAAUUCAAUAGAGGGGAAAACACAAUCAGUACCAACAUCUGAACCUCAAAUUACGACAGAGAAGACAUCUGAACCUACACUCACAACAAAGAAGACAACUGCAUCAAUAUCCACAAGUGAACCUACAACCUUUAGAGAGAAACAGAAUUAA
Penaeus monodon (black tiger shrimp) is the source of this 1320-nucleotide messenger RNA. RefSeq names its product cell wall protein DAN4-like. Bases 1 to 1320 code for a protein of 439 amino acids. Lineage: Eukaryota; Metazoa; Arthropoda; Malacostraca; Decapoda; Penaeidae. The transcript has 4 exons. The record is from RefSeq and is a predicted model, not a curated record.